Molecule: messenger RNA, 4426 nt
Organism: Hemibagrus wyckioides
Lineage: Eukaryota; Metazoa; Chordata; Actinopteri; Siluriformes; Bagridae
Gene: fzd4
Product: frizzled class receptor 4
Exons: 2
Coding region: 191-1864 (557 amino acids)
Biological process (GO): retina vasculature morphogenesis in camera-type eye; non-canonical Wnt signaling pathway; canonical Wnt signaling pathway
Cellular component (GO): plasma membrane
Molecular function (GO): Wnt receptor activity; Wnt-protein binding
Source: RefSeq, a predicted model, not a curated record
UCCGCGCGCUUGUCCGAGUGCGCCAGUCCGGUAUAGCUCGCGACCCUGCGGUUAUGGUGCCACGUGCAUAAAGGAGACUACAACCCGGGAUGUUAUUUUCCAUCACAAUGCACCAGACCUAUUUGGAAUAAUUAUCGUGGUUGCUGUUAUUCAUUCUUUGCUUGUCUUGGAGUUUUGUUUUUUCCCUUGGAUGAAAGUGUGCGCGCGCGGUACUAUGGCUGGGAGCUCGGGCUCGGGUUUGGAGCUGCAUGCUGUGCUGUUGCUGCUGCUGCUGAGCGGCGGCACAGGAGUGGCGCGCGCGUUCGGUACAGGCGGCGCGGAGGAGGAGGAGUCGGAGUCCGCGUGCGAACCGAUCCGAAUGUCUAUGUGCCGUGACCUAGGCUACAACGUCACGCGCAUGCCGAACUUGGUUGGCAACGUACUGCAGGCAGACGCCGAGUUACAGCUGUCUACUUUCACCCCACUCAUCCAGUACGGCUGCGCCAAACAGCUGCGGUUCUUCCUGUGUUCAGUCUACGCCCCAAUGUGUACGGAGAAGGUUCCGGAGCUGAUUGGUCCAUGUGGCAGCAUGUGUUUGUCUGUACAGAGGAAGUGUUUGCCCGUGCUGCAGGAGUUCGGCUUCUCGUGGCCUGACCUGCUGAACUGCAGCUUGUUCCCGCCCACAAACGAUCACGCCCACAUGUGCAUGGAGGGUCCGGGUGAGGAGGACGAGGACGAUGUCCGGUUUCCGUCGGUGCGCACGCUGCGGCCGCGCCACGGCUUCGACGCUGAGUGCAUCCCACUUGACCAUGACCCUGGUGAUGACCCCGCUCCCCCAGACCGUUACGUGUGGUCAAAGCGCAGCAGUUCCUGCGUGCUGCAGUGUGGCUACGACGCCGGAUUAUACAGCCGCUCUGCCAAGACAUUUGCGGAUGCCUGGAUGGCACUGUGGGCGGGGCUUUGCUUUGUCUCCACCUCCUUCACGGUGUUGACGUUCCUGCUGGACUCGGGACGGUUCUCCUACCCAGAGCGUCCCAUUGCUUUUCUGAGCGUGUGCUACAAUGCCUACAGUGCCGCCUUUCUGGUGUUGCUAGCAGCCGGGCGUGAGCGUGUGUCGUGUGAUGCUGAUGAGGCUGCGGUCCCUGUCCUCGCGCGGGAUGGUUUGAAGAACUCGGGCUGUGCUGUGGUCUUCUUGUUAGCUUACUUUUUCGGUAUGGCCAGCUCCGUAUGGUGGGUGAUCCUCACACUAACCUGGUUCCUAGCAGCAGGACUUAAGUGGGGACAUGAAGCCAUUGAGAUGCACAGCUCCUACUUUCACGUGGCCGCAUGGGCUAUCCCAGCUAUUAAAACCAUAGUGGUGCUUGUCAUGCGCCUGGUUGAUGCAGAUGACCUCACCGGCCUGUGCUAUGUCGGCAACCAGAACCUGGAGGCACUCACCGGUUUUGUAGUGGCACCGCUGUUUACGUAUCUGGCUGUUGGGACGCUGUUUAUUGCCGCCGGACUCGUCUCGCUGUUUAAGAUCCGGUCCAACUUGCAGAAAGACGGCGCCAAGACGGACAAGCUGGAGCGUCUCAUGGUGAAGAUCGGCGUCUUCUCCGUGCUCUACACCGUCCCAGCAUCCUGUGUUGUGGCGUGCUACUUCUACCGUGUCUCAAACUGGUCUGACUUUCAGCAAGCGCCAAGUGACUCAUAUGCCGCUGCUGAGAUGCUCAGGAUCUUCAUGUCCUUGCUCGUUGGCGUAACCUGUGGCAUGUGGGUGUGGUCUGCCAAGACACUGCAGACCUGGAAACGUCGCUGGAUACGCCUACUCUGCCCGCAGAGCAACACACAACGGACCCCCACCAAUAAAAACAGCAAUGGUAAAGGGAACGAGACUGUAGUGUGAGGCAGUGAGACACCAGGUGACAUGGACAGGGCGACAUCUAGUGGACACUCGCUGUCACUGUGCCACAUGCUGCAUCACUGUUCUCUCUGGACAGAUUGUUUUUUUCUUACACUGGACAAUAUGGCGCAGUGGAAAACGUGCAGGAAGAUACAAUAGGAAGUUGUAUCCUGACAGGAAACUGAGUGUUGGCAGGAAGUAGCAGGGCGGCUUCUCCGGUUUGGGGUGAACGGACAACGAGCUGAACCGAAGUGCCUUGUCUUCUCAGACCUCCUGCCACUCUUCACAUUGUGGUAGCUUUCAUCUACAAUGCAGCAAAGACACCUGGGAAAUGGAGUUCUUCCUCUCCUCAGUAAACAGUACCAUUUACCUCACAUCAAGACCACAGCCAUCUGUCCUCUGCAUUCGGAUUCUAAAAGCCUGGUUUAGCGUUCGACUUGCUGUAUGUAACAUGGAGUCCUACUCACCAGCUCUUUGGCCAUUAGCACUGUGUAGCACUGAUCUGAGAAACAGCUCACUCUAACGUGGAUGUAUCCUCAACCCACACUCUGUUCACUAUAUAGUUCACAUAAACACCUUCAGUCUGUUGUGGACAUGCAGUGCAUUAAGGGACAUCUUGUCCACCAUAAUUAUGUCCUCAAUUAUAGGACCUUAAAUUGUUUCCAGUGCAACCAGAGGUUCAGAUAUUAGCAACAGGUUUAAUUUUAGAUGGUUCAUUCCUAAAUAUCUUUAAAUACCUCUUGUUUAUUUACUGACAAGUAAAUAAAACUUCAGAAAACUGUCCUAUAGAAACUAAAAUACAAUUUAUAGAGUGUGAUAUAUAUUUAUUUUUGGAAAAAGUAAAAAAAAAAGUUAAAUCGUAAGAUUUCUGGAAAAAUCCUGCGGUCUGUUUUUUCCUAGUCAUAAUGAAUCAUGUUAAAUGUAAAAUGGCUACCGUGCUAAAAUAUUCCCCAAAAGUUUUAUUGACUAGACCUAGGAGAGUCCAGCAUUUUAGGAAACUCUAACGCUAAUGCCGUAUUGAGUUAAAAAAAAAAAAAAUUAAAAAAAAAUAAAACCCUUGAUAAACACUGAUUUUAUCAGAGGAAACGAAAGUGGGUUUGUGGGCACCAAGAAAUGACGCUAAUUGAAUAUUUACUGGUCUGUCAGCAUGCUCAUAUACUGCAGCUCUCACCCCAUGUGGUUCCUCAUUUUACAGCGAGAUGUAUUUCGAACGUUUUUUACAGGAAUCGGCAGUUUUCACACGGCCAGAAGCAAGUGGCUUUCUCAGGCUAAUUUUAUUACAGAUAAAACUAAAAAAACAACUCAGUGAUAGAAACACAAGUAGAAUCGAACAAAAUAAAUGAGAAUUGGAAUUUAAAAAAAAAAAAAUAGAGAACCACAGAGGAAACAGAGAAGCAGGUUGAAAUAUAAGCACAAGUGGAUUAGUAACUAGAAGUAAACAAAGCUAAUCUUACAGACUAAUGCUAACCUCAAGUGUGUCUGGCUCUGCUAGCUCGUUGUUCUGAAGAGCACCUGGCUGUUGACAGUAAACAAAGAAAAACAUCUUUCUUGCUUGGAAUGUCCUACAAAUGCAGUUAGCUAACAAAAGGAUGUGUUUUGUGUAAACGGUUUUAUUUUCUCACAAGCCCACAUCUGAAUGUCAUGUAAAAUGAUGAAAAUGAGCUGAACUGAGGUAAAUGUUAUCCGUAGGCUACAUAUCUAGCAUGUAAUCAGCGGUAACAUCGUAGCUGUGAAUGAAUUAUUUCAUGACUCAUUUACACCGAUCAGUCAUAACAUUGUGACCACUGACAGGUGAAGUGAAUAAGACUGAUCAUCUCCUCAUCAUGGCACCUGUUAGUGGGUGGGAUAUAUUAGGCAGCAAGUGAACAUUUUGUCCUCAGAGUUGAUGUGUUAGAAGCAGGAAAAAUGGACAAGCGUAAGGAUUUGAGCGAGUUUAACGAAGGGCCAAAUUGUGAUGGCUAGACGACUGGAUCAGAGCAUCUCCAAAACUGCAGCUCUUGUGGGGUGUUCCCGGUCUGCAGUGGUCAGUAUCUAUUAAAAGUGGUCCAAGGAAAGAACAGUAGUGAACCAGCGACAGGGUCAUGGGCGGCCAAGGCUCAUUAAUGCACGUGGGGAGUGAAGGCUGGCCCGUGUGAUCCGAUCCAACAGAUGAGCUACUGUUGCUCAAACUGCUGAAGAAGUUAAUGCUGGUUCUGAUAAAAAUGACGGGUCAGAGCUGUUUUGGCAGCAAAAGGGGAACCAACACAAUAUUAGGCAGGUGGUCAUAAUGUUAUGCCCAAUCGGUGUAUUGGCUUGGAAUUCUUCUCUGCUGAGUUUUCUUACAAAUAUGACAAUUAAAAAUUAAGGUUUACCGGAAAUUGUUAUGUACAUCCUGGAUGCACUAAAUCAUGGCUCCUAAAUCAUGAUCCUGCAACACAAACAGGGCCAACUAGAAGCAUAACUAGCUUCUUAUUAAACAAUAAAACAGUCGAAUAUCCUACAGAUUUCAGGGAUUGGGUUGUUGGAUAUGUUUCAACUGUCCUGACCACAUUAUGCUGUUUCGUUAAGAGGAUUUAUUUAAAUUAA